CCGCCCCGCGCAGCCACGUGACGCGGGCGAGGGGAUUGGGGCUGCGGUGGCGCACGGCAGCAGAGAGGAGCAGCGCUGGGCGCUCGCUGCGGGUCCUCCCCCUCCGCCCUCCGCACCGUCUGCUCCGCAGCUUCUAGCCGCCGCCCGCAUCCCCGAGCCGCGGCGCCGGGAGGAGGAGGAGACGCUGCCUAGCCCGGAGCACGGUCCCCGCCGCCCUCCGCCGCCCCCCGCCGUCCCCUGGGGCCGCUCCUCCCGCCGCCGCCCGCAUCUCCCGGCACCGUGAUGGGGCUGCUGGAUUCCGAGCCCGGCAGCGUCCUGAGCGCGAUGUCCACGGCGCUCAACGACACGGUGGAGUUCUACCGCUGGACGUGGUCCAUCGCAGAUAAGCGUGUGGAAGACUGGCCACUGAUGCAGUCUCCGUGGCCUACGCUGAGCAUAAGCACUCUUUAUCUCCUCUUCGUGUGGCUGGGCCCAAAGUGGAUGAAGGAUCGGGAGCCAUUUCAGAUGCGCUUGGUGCUCAUAAUCUAUAAUUUUGGGAUGGUUUUGCUUAACCUUUUCAUCUUCAGAGAGCUGUUCAUGGGAUCGUAUAAUGCCGGCUAUAGCUAUAUUUGCCAGACCGUGGAUUAUUCCAAUAAUGUUAAUGAAGUCAGGAUAGCGGCUGCUUUGUGGUGGUACUUUGUAUCAAAAGGAGUUGAGUAUUUGGACACAGUGUUUUUCAUCCUGAGGAAGAAAAACAACCAGGUGUCUUUCCUUCAUGUAUACCAUCACUGCACCAUGUUCACACUGUGGUGGAUUGGAAUCAAGUGGGUGGCAGGAGGCCAAGCGUUCUUCGGUGCGCAGAUGAAUUCCUUCAUCCACGUGAUCAUGUACUCCUACUAUGGGCUGACGGCGUUUGGCCCCUGGAUUCAGAAGUAUCUUUGGUGGAAACGAUACCUGACCAUGUUGCAGCUGGUUCAGUUCCACGUGACCAUUGGGCACACAGCACUCUCUCUCUACACCGACUGCCCCUUCCCCAAAUGGAUGCACUGGGCUCUGAUAGCCUAUGCCAUCAGCUUCAUAUUUCUGUUUCUGAACUUCUACACUCGGACAUACAAUGAGCCUAAGAAAUCAAAAGCUGGAAAGACAGCCGUGAAUGGUAUUUCAGCAAAUGGUGUGAGCAAGUCAGAAAAGCAGCUAGUGUUAGAAAAUGGGAAAACCCAGAAAAACGGAAAACCAAAAGGAGAGUAAAUUGAACCUGGGCCUUAACUGGUUGGCAGUGAGGAAACUCCUGUGUAAUAUAAAAUUUCAGGGACAACAGAAGCAGAGGGUCUGGGCUAGGGAGAAAGGCAGGUGUACUCUGUUCACCUUUAGACUGAGUCAAGCAUUCAAUGUGGUACCCAGAUGUUUUAUUUAUGAAGUUUUUAUUUUUAAACAUUUUUUAUUAGCCUUGUUGUCCAGAUCAAAGCAAUCUCAUUGUGACCUUGGAGUCUCCCCUCCUAGUCACAUCUACUUGUCCAGUGGGUGAAAUUUUCAUCUAUCUGGUGUCCACUCAGUUCUUCAGUCUGAAUUUCAGAUGAUCAUAGAAACUCGAAUUUUAUGAACAUUUCUGGCUAAAUUACCAAUGACCUACUGAUUGCAAUCAAUUACCUAACACUUUCUUGUCCAGUGAUGGAAAUGCGGAUCUAUUUGAAUUUGCACAUUUGAAUUCAUUUAUUGACCAUUGUGGUCAAAUCUCUCCACCUCUAGUCAGAAUAUACUGUUUUGGUUGUAAUUAAAUUUAAAAAGUCUUCUAAUCUCUGUAGAAUCUUAGAGGCUUGAUGAUGAUGGUGUCGGUGAAGAUAAGAAAGAAUAAAAGUAAAAUCCUGUCUAUUGACCCAGAGGCCCCCAAUGUGGCACAAAUCACUGUGGGAAACAAUUUUUGUGAUGAAAAGGUAGCCUUUGAAUACUCCUGUUAUUAGCAGAAAUGUAUUAUGAAAAUCAAGAUUAUUGUCUGAUUGAAACAUGAAAUAACUCAUGUCUUUAUUAGUAACAUCUAAGGUGGUUACCUUUAUGUGCAAGUAUGGAUUUUAUCGGGCUUUCCUUGUUUUGAUUUGUGGCUGUUCCUGAUUUUUCAUAUGUGGAAAUAAACCUACCUCUUCUGUUGGAAAGAACAUUUAAAAUGAAAUAAAUUUUAAUUUAAAAAAAAAAUCAAGGAGUCCUCUAAUAUAAAAUUGAGUUUUAACUUUCAAAUUCACUAGCUUUAUGGGUUUAUUUUAUUUUAUUUUAUUUUGACAAAUAGCAUACACCAAACGUUUCUAGGAUACCAUCCAGGUAUUUCAAUGUAUUUAAUUUGGGCAUAUUAUAUCCUUUGUGACUAAGUUGCAGAAUCUUUAUUAACCAGAUAUGAAGUGUAAACCCAUUUUGGUGCAAUAAUCUUGACUCCUUGGUGCUAAAGAUUGCACCAGUCAGUGCUUGAUGCUGCAAGGUAUUACUUAUUAAUUCAGGAUGAGUGGAAAAUAAGAGCCAGUUAGAGCUAUCAAGUUAAACUUGCUACUUAAAAAAGAUAUAUUCCAUGUAAUAGAAGUGGACAAGUGGAAAAAUGUAUAAGAGAACUUGUUCCAAAUAUCUCACAUGAAUUAAUUUGUUAUGGUAUGUCACAGAGGGGUCGUAAGGAAAGAGAAAAAGUGACAAAAACAGCAUGGUUAUUUCUAAAUUUCUCACCACGUCAAAACUGCAUGUGUAGGAUAUGUGCUGUUUGUACAGACUUUCAGAGUAUUUUGUAAACUAUAUUUAUUGUGCAUUAAAACUACAUUUUCCACAAAGGCAUGCAGUCACGAGCAUCACAGAAAAUUCACAGCACAUACAGUAGUGUGGUCUAAGAGGAUUCAGUACUUUUGUUUUUGCUCCAGUGUGUAAUGACUAGAGAUGUGUAAAUCUUUGUGAACAUUCUGUACUGGGUUUCCAGAGCAAUUCAUUCCCCGCUACCUGAUUUCAGCACAAUAAAUAUACUACUGCUGUGGGAAAAAUGAU
Molecule: messenger RNA, 2988 nt
Organism: Nannospalax galili (Upper Galilee mountains blind mole rat)
Lineage: Eukaryota; Metazoa; Chordata; Mammalia; Rodentia; Spalacidae
Gene: Elovl4
Product: ELOVL fatty acid elongase 4
Exons: 6
Coding region: 283-1227 (314 amino acids)
Biological process (GO): fatty acid elongation, monounsaturated fatty acid; fatty acid elongation, saturated fatty acid; very long-chain fatty acid biosynthetic process
Cellular component (GO): endoplasmic reticulum; endoplasmic reticulum membrane
Molecular function (GO): fatty acid elongase activity
Source: RefSeq, a predicted model, not a curated record